Messenger RNA from Coccinella septempunctata (seven-spotted ladybird), 1337 nucleotides. RefSeq names its product zinc finger protein 277. Lineage: Eukaryota; Metazoa; Arthropoda; Insecta; Coleoptera; Coccinellidae. Bases 27 to 1190 code for a protein of 387 amino acids. The transcript has 5 exons. The record is from RefSeq and is a predicted model, not a curated record.
CAAAAUAAAUAAAUUUUUCAUUCGAAAUGGAUAACUUUUAUUAUUUCAAGGAUCAAACGGAAGCUGCUGCAGGAAAAAAUGGUCCAUUUUUGUUGGAUGAAUCCACCAGUCAAAACUCCGAGACUCCUUGUUUAUUGUGUGAAGACACAUUCAAUGUGAAAGAGGGCCUACCUAUUUUUGUGAGGCACCUCUUCGAAGUUCACAGUAUAGUUAUCGAAGAAGUACAGAACAUAUUUUACCUGACAGAGUACAUUCAAUUUUGGAGGAGCAAGUUCAAAUGUAGAGCCAUGGAGGAAAUAAUUCCAUCUGUCAGUUUUGACUCUACCGAUAAAAAAUACUAUUUUCUCUCAUCCUUGAUCAAAGACGAUAAGGAGUUGAGGCACCAAUUGAGAUUAAAUUAUUUACUCAAAGUUCAAGAAUUUGAAAGGACAGAUGAAAAAUAUAUGAAGUCUUGUUUAUAUUGCAAAUUAGAGUUUGAAGGAAAAAGGCAGGAUUUUCUUACACACCUGUCUACUAAGCACAAUUUACAAUUGGGAAACCCCCAUAAUUUGGUGUUUAUCGAAGAAUUAAUUGAAAUAAUCGAGAAAAAAUUCAAUGAUCUUAUAUGUUUAUAUUGUGAGAAGAAAUUUCCCGAACGUCACACAUUGAAAGAGCAUAUGAGGAAAAAACUGCAUAAAAGGAUAAAUCAUGAGAACAAAGAGUAUGAUAAAUUUUUCAUGGUCAAUUAUCUGGAAGACGGAAAAGACUGGCACGAUAUAAAAAAGGAAAACGAUAAAUUCGCUGUAACCGUAGGCGAACAGGCUAAUUCAGACGAAGAAUAUUCCGAUUGGCAAGAAGAAGAAGGCCAGAUAACCUGUCUUUUCUGUCAACACAAAGAGAUCGGCAUAAAUAAACAUUGUGAACACAUGAAAACCACCCACGAUUUUGAUUUUGAAGAAUCGACCAAAUCUUUCACUUUCUUCCAAAAGAUACAGUUGAUCAAUUAUAUAAGAAGGCAGAUGGUUGGUCACAAAUGUAUAUGUUGCGAUGCACAUUUCGAAGGAUUAGAACAACUGAGGCGGCAUAUGAGGGACGAAGAUCAUUUCAAAAUUCCGGAUAUGGAAGUAUUUGAACGUUCUGAGUUUUUAUUUCCUACUCAUGAGGAGGAUGCUUUUCUCUACUUGGUUGAAGAUGAAGAUAAUGAUGAAUGAUGUUUUCGUCGUUACUAAAAAUGUAUUACUAAUUUAUGUCUGAUCGAAUAUAAUUAAGAAAAUCAAACACAAUAUCUGUAAAAAUCGGUUUAUUCAAGUAGAAUAAAAAAUUAUUCAUGGAGAAACACCUCCAAAUCAUCUGGGAAA